AUGACAACUCAACCACCAAAUAAUGUGGAGCUGGACCUUCUCCGCGCCAAGACUGACUACCUAAACCCAGCGCUUACCGCGGAUUGGGCGAAAAAGAAGUUGUUCUGGGUUCCCAGCGAAAAAGACGGUUUCGCGUUGGCUUCGGCGCUCGGAAACCCCCAUCCAGAUGGGACCAUUGAUGUGGAGUUGUUGGAAACCGGCGAACGCCAGCGAGUUUCGACAGACGAUUGUCAGAAGCCGAAUCCUCCGAAAUACGACAAAUGCGAAGAUAUGGCAAUGUUGACAGGAGAAUCGGGUGCGGGAAAAACGGAAAACACGAAGAAAGUGAUCCAAUACUUGGCGUAUGUGGCUGGCAAUCGAUCAUUGGCCGCCAAAGCGCGAAAGGGAUCUUGCCAACUCGAAGAGCAGCUAUUGCAAGCGAAUCCGAUAUUGGAAGCUUUCGGAAACAGUAAAACGGUGAAGAAUGACAAUUCCAGUCGAUUUGGAAAAUUCAUUCGAAUCCAUUUUGACGCCACUGGAUGCAUUUCUGGCGCUAACAUCGAAUUUUAUUUGCUAGAAAAAUCGCGCGUUCUCAAACAGGCGCCGAAUGAGAGAACUUUUCAUAUUUUCUAUCAAAUGCUUAAAGGAUUGUCGAGCUCACAGAAAGAGUCUCUCCUCCUCGAGCCUAAUAUGUCCACUUAUAAAUUUAUCUCGAAUGGAGAUUGCAAACUGGCUGGAGUUGAUGAUUCCGCGGAAUUGAAGGAAACCAUUCAAGCAAUGAAUAUUAUGGGACUCAAUGAUGAAGAAAUAAAUGGAAUUCUUCGUGUUGUUUCGGCUGUGCUCUUGUUUGGUAACCUGGAAUUCUCUCAGGAGAACAAGAACACAGACCAAGCGAUGCUUGUCAACGACGCCGUCGCACAGAAGAUCGCGUCUCUUCUCGGAGUUAACGUCACCGAGUUGAUGAAGGCUUUCUUGAAGCCAAAGAUAAAGGUGCAGCGCGAUUUGGUACAUCGUUCGCAGAAUGUGGCACAAGCGAAAUUCUCGGUUGGCGCUAUCGCGAAAGCGUGUUAUGAACGGCUAUUCCGUUGGCUUGUUCACCGCCUCAACAAAUCCUUGGAUCGCACUCGCCAGCUAGUUUUGUCGACACUCGAUGAUGUGUGCUUGUUCCCGCAAGGAUCCGAUGCUUCCUUUGUACAGAAACUUGUCGACACACAUUCGCAACACCCAAAAUAUGUUGUUCCCGAGAUUCGUGCCAAGAGCGAUUUCGCCAUUGUUCACUAUGCGGGACGCGUCGACUACGAAGCUGCCGGAUGGCGUGUUAAGAAUAUGGAUCCUCUCAACGAAAAUGUGAUUGAUGUUUUGCGAUCAUCGAAAGACGUGAUUUUAGGAGAAAUGUGGAAAGACGUUUCUGAUGUAUGCAGUUUGUCGGCGGCCGAUAGUACAUCGGAUACAGGCCUUUUUGGAACCAGAGUUCCGAAGAAGGGCAUGUUCCGCACUGUUUCACAACUCUACAAGGAACAACUCGCCAGAUUGAUGAGCACAUUGAGCAAUACGAAUCCCCAUUUCGUUCGGUGUAUUAUUCCAAAUCAUGAGAAGAGGCAUGGCGUAAUUAGUUCGCACUUGGUUCUUGAUCAGCUUCGCUGUAACGGCGUGCUCGAAGGAAUAAGAAUAUGCCGUCAAGGAUUCCCGACUCGCUUGCCGUUCCAGGAAUUCCGACAGCGAUACGAAAAACUUUUAACGCCGGAAGUGAUUCCUGCUGGAUUCAUGGAUGGCAAAGAAGCUGUUCGACGUAUAGUCGAAGCUCUUGAUAUCGACAAAAACUUGUAUCGAAUCGGCCAAUCGAAGAUCUUUUUCCGUGCUGGUGUGAUAGCUGAGCUUGAGGAAGAACGCGAUCAGAAAUUGAGUUCGUUGAUUGAAGCGUUUCAAGCUCAUUGUCGUGGAUGGCUUGGACGCCGUAUUCUUGUUCGCCGUCGUGAGCAACAAACAGCUAUUCGAAUCAUUCAGCGCAAUGGUCUCGCAUGGAUGCGUUUGCGUGAGUGGCAGUGGUGGAGAUUGUUGACGAAGGUGAAGCCGCUUCUCGAGGUUACCAACAAGGACGAACUCAUUGCUGAGAAGGAGCAGGAGCUCAAGAUCACUUCGGAACGCCUGCGACGCUCGGAAAUUUUCAUUGCUGAUGUUAAGCAACAAAUGGAGAAAAUGGAUGAGGAACGCGCGAUUCUCAAAGAACGACUUGAUGCGGAAUCACUCGAACGCGCUGAAAUUGACGAAGAACGCGCCAGAAUUGUGGCGAGAAAAAACGAACUUCAAACGAUGCUUGAAGACGUGACGAAGAGGCUUGAAAGUGAAGAGAAAAAAGCGAAGUCGGCUGAUGAAGAAAAGAGAAAAUUGAUGGAAACAGUUCGACAUUUGGAGGAGAGCUUGGAAGGAGAGGAGCGAAUGCGACAGAAGUCGUUGCUUGAGAAGAAUUCGGUCGAGGCAAGAUUGAAGGAAAUUGAAGUUCAGAUGGCUGAGCUUGAGGAUUCUGGUAAUAAACUUCAGAAGGAAAAGAAGGCGCUUGAAGAGCGUUGCGAGAAUCUAUCGUCGCAGCUCAUCGAUGAGCAGGAGCGCUCAAAACAAUUCAUGAAAACGAAGACGCGUCUCGAAGCGCUUGUCGCUGAACAAGGCGAUGAGCUCGAGAAGGAGAAGCAGCAGCGUGUGGCGGCGGAGACUGCGCGACGAGCUGCUGAAAGUCAAUUGAGAGAAGAACAAGAGUCGUGUUUGGAGAAGACACGCAAGGCGGAGGAAUUGUUGAGUCAGCUAACGAGAAAAGAGGCUGAGAUGUCGCAGAUCAACCUCAAGAAUGAUGAAGAAAUUGCUGCCCGCCAACAGCUAGAACGAGAAAUUCGUGAACUUCGUGCUCAGCUCGAUGAUGCCUUGGAAGAGGUGAACAAGGAGAAGACUGCGAGACAGAAGGCGGAAAAGGCACGUCGUGAUAUGGCUGAGGAGCUUGAAGGAUAUAAGCAGGAGCUGGAAGAGUCCAACGACAAGACUGUGCUUCAUUCACAAUUGAGAGCUAAACGCGACGAAGAGUACGCCCAUCUUCAGAAGCAACUUGAAGAGACAAUCAAAGCGUCAGAAGAGUCGUUGGAAUCGAUGAAAGUGCAGAAUCAGAAGAAGUUGGAGGAACUGAUGGAAUCGCUCGAUCAGUUGCAACGACAGAAAGCAUCGGUAUUUGCGCUUUGUCUUAUUAGUUAUUUACCCUUUUCCGACAAAGCAAAAGCGACGUUUGAAACUGACAUCGAGAACGUUCGUGCCGAACUUGCCAACGUUGCUUCGGCGCGUCAAGAAGCCGAACGACGUCGUAAAGCCGCCGAAAGUCAGCUGAUGGACAAGGAGCACAAAAUGCGCGAACUGCAGACAAAUACUGACGAAUUGGUGGCGAAAUUGAAUAAGAUUAACACUGAACUAGAGUCCAUGCAAAAAGCGAAAGACUCGGAGACGACAAGAAACGCGAAUCUAUUGAAGAAGAUCGCCUCACUAGAUAUGCAACUCACUGAAAUGACAGAAGCUUCGGAAGAAGAUCGCCGCAAUCGCACAAACCUUCAGAAUCGAAUUCGGCAACUUGAAGAUGAACUUGUGGUGGCGAACGAGUUGCGCGAGGAAGCUGCUGCUGCUCAAGAGAAGGCGGAGAAGGAAGCGAAGGAGACGAAGGCGCAACUUCUCGAAGCAAAGAAAAGAUUGGAGGAUGAGUCAAAGGAGAAGUUCGUAGAGAUUCAACGAAAGAAGGAACGUGAGCUUGUUGCUGAGAAGGAGCGAGCUGAUGCUGCUGAACAAGCACGUGAAAAGGCUGAACGCGCUAAGAAGAAGGCAAUCCAGGAGGCUGAAGACGCUCAACGCGAACUCACUGAAAUCCAAGCGGCUCUUCGUGAAAUGGAGCGCAAACAGCGAAAAUUCGAUCAACAACUUUCUGAAGAGCGUAAUAACACCACUCUGGCUCAACAGGAACGUGAUUCGGCUCAACAGAUGCUUCGCGAGGCUGAAACUCGCAACCUUGUCAUUAUGAAUGAUAUGAGCGAGCUGAAGGACGAAAUUGAGCAGCUCGAGAAGGAACGACGAACGCUGAGAUUGGAGGUCGACAAUUUGUCAUCGACCAAGGACGAUGCAGGAAAGAGUGUUUUCGAACUGGAGAAGGCGAAGAGGCGGCUCGAAGAGGAACUCAAUAAAGCUGAACAGCAGAUCAUUGAUCUCGAAGACGCUUUGCAACUUGCCGAAGACGCAAAAUCCAGAAUGGAAAUCAACCUACAAGCUGCGCGACAUGAGCAUGAGCGACAACUUUCUGCACGUGAAGAGGACGAGGAAGAUCGCAAGAAGACGUUGAUCGCCCAGAAUCGCACUCUCAGUGAGGAGCUCGAAGCUGAACAACGAGCACGUGCUCAAGCGGUUUCGGCAAAGAAGAAGCUUGAGGCGCAACUUUCUGAAUUCAAUGAGAAAUAUGACGAGGGGCAGAGACAGCUUGAUGAGAUGGCCAGACAAUUGAGGAAAGCGCAGUUGGCUUACAAGGAAGUGCAACUCGAGGCUUCCGAAGCUCGAACUGCGAUGGAUGAUGCUCUUGCCGCGCAGAGAGAUGCUGAAAAGCGUGCAAGAAACAUGGAGGAUGAAAUCAAGAGACUUAACUCCGAUCUUUCGGCUGUGUCGAUGUCCCGUCGUAAAGCAGAAGCUGAGCGGGAUGAGCUUCUCGAUGAGUUGGAGACUCUAAAACAGUCUGGAAUCGGAAACGAGGAGAAGAGAAGAUUGGAAGCACGCAUUGCUGAUUUGGAAGAUCAACUUGACGAGGAAACAGCCGCUAAUGAUCUUGCGCAGGAAAAGAUCAAGAAGGCUCAACAACAGGUUGAGCAGAUGACCACAGAUUUGGCGAUGGAGCGCAGUUUGUGCGAAAGAAAUGAAUCGGAACGAAAUGCUUUUGAACGAGCGAAUCGCGAACUCAAGCAGCAACUGCAAGAAGCUGAAACUAAUGCAUCAUCGCGUAUGCGCACUCAACUCUCUGUUGCCGAAGCGAAGAUUGUUAAUCUUGAGCAGCAAAUAUCACUCGAAGAGCAGGAUCGUCUUCGCCAGUCGCGAACAGUCCGACGAUUGGAAUCGCGUCUUGCUGAGACGACUCAACUUCUUGAUGAGGAGAAGCGUCAGGCGGAACAGCACAAAUUGGCUGCGGAUCGUCUCAAUGCGAGAAUCAGACAACUUCGCAAUCAGUUGGAAGAUGUCGAAUCAGAACGUGAUCGUCUCAAUAAUAAAUUGAAGGAGGAACGCAGAAGAGCUGAAGACCUCACUGACGCCAACGAGACGCUUUCGCGCGACUUCUCGUUGUUGAAACAACGCGAGACGACGUCGCGUCGCACUCCUUCCGUGUUCCAUCGCGAAUCUCGCCGAUUCGGAAGCAAUACAAGUAUUUCACGUGAAGAUCUUCGUAAUGGGUCUGUGAUGAGCGAAAUGUCUCCGGCAGAACGCCCUGCGUCGCGUUUGACGUCUGGAACCGGCUCGCAACCUGGAAAUACAGAUGAGGACCAUGAUUCAGUUCGCAACUAA
Caenorhabditis bovis is the source of this 5538-nucleotide messenger RNA. The record is from the annotation of a GenBank genome assembly. NCBI's taxonomy places the organism in Eukaryota, Metazoa, Nematoda, Chromadorea, Rhabditida, Rhabditidae.